Messenger RNA from Penicillium salamii, 636 nucleotides. Lineage: Eukaryota; Fungi; Ascomycota; Eurotiomycetes; Eurotiales; Aspergillaceae. The record is from the annotation of a GenBank genome assembly.
AUGGCCAGUGUGCUGAGAUGUCUCCCUGGCUCAGGAUCCGAUCGGGCCGCUGAACGCAUCUCGGAUAGGCGCGAGCGUCCCGACGAGCGGAUGGUCAUUCCAGAAGUCCAGUCGAUUUUGAACGAGGGCGAGUUUGGUCGCAUUGACCCUACUGGAUGGUUCCCGCACUACAAAGAGUGUGUUCAGCACUUUGUCGACUACAGCCAGCACACUCCUGCGGUGCAAUCCAUCGCCGCCUUUGUCAACAUCCGACUUCCCUGCCAGCGUCCCUCUGAAGCUUGUGUUUCGUCCUCGGAGUCUGGGUCGCUGCCGUUUGUUUCCCUUCGGCCAUAUAUUCGUCGAUUGAUUGUGACAGCGCAAGACUCCCCAUCUGUCAUGCAAGGCUUCUUUGGGGGAAACUGGGAAGCUGGUGUAGGAUGCAUCUACAAACAGGAACGUGCAAACUACCUCUUCACGGCCAAGAGCAGUGGCUGGGCCUCAACCAAGGCGGCCUACGAUAUCUCACCAGACGAACAAACGCCCUUCCUGAGGCCCUUGCGCGACCCCUCCGAGGAUGAAAUCCGAGUUGCCGAAACCCGAUGGAGUGAAUGGCUGGCGAUGGAGGAUUGGAUGGUUGGCGCGCGGACUCCCUGGUAG